AUGGCAUCCGGCUCGUGCGACAUGUUCACCGGGACCUGGGUGACGGACGAGAAGUACCCUCUGUACGAUUCCACGAGCUGCCCCUUCAUCCGCUCCCAGUUCGACUGCCACCGAUUCAACCGCCCCGACACGAAGUACCUCAAGUACCGAUGGCAGCCCAAACCACCCUGCUCCCUGCCCAGGUUCGACGGCCUGGCGCUGCUGAGGAUGUGGGCCGGCAAGAAGGUGAUGUUCGUGGGCGACUCGCUGGCGCUGAACCAGUACGAGUCGCUGCUGUGCUUGAUCCACGCCGCGGCGCCCAACACCAAGUACACGGUCUCACCGCGGUCCAGGAAGAUCAAUCCAUCGAGCACCGUCACGUUCCAGGAGUACAAUGUGACGCUGGUGUACUACGUGACGCACUACCUGGUGGACAUCGUCAAGGAGAAGGCCGGGCGCGUCCUCAAGCUCUACGAGAUCAACGAAGGCCGGAACUGGCUCGGCGCCGACGUGCUCGUCUUCGACUCCUGGCACUGGUGGCCGCGCAGCGGCCCGAAGCGACCUUGGGACUACAUCCAGGAGGGCAGCAAGGUGAUGAAGGACAUGGACCGGACGGUGGCCUUCGCCAAGGCGCUGAACACCUGGGCUCGAUGGGUCGAUGCCAACCUUCUCCAUACCAGCACUAAAGUCUUCUUCCAAGGGAUCUCUCCCUCUCACUACAGGGGACAAGAGUGGGGCGCGGCGCGGAGGAAGACGUGCAUGGGGGAGACGGAGCCGCUGAACAGCACGGGGACGUAUCCUGGAGGGCCGAUCCGGCAGCAGGGCAUAAUUCGGAGCGUCCUGGCUAGCAUGGCGAAGCCGGUGUACUUGCUGGACUUCACUUUCAUGUCGCAGCUCAGGAAGGAUGCGCACCCGAGCAAGUACAAUGGCGGCAACUUCGGUGGGGACUGCACCCACUGGUGCAUCGCUGGCCUCCCAGACACAUGGAACAUACUCUUCUAUGCCGCGCUCACCGGCCAACGCGGUUAG
Messenger RNA from Lolium rigidum, 1008 nucleotides. RefSeq names its product protein trichome birefringence-like 38. Gene Ontology annotation, molecular function: O-acetyltransferase activity. Gene Ontology annotation, cellular component: Golgi apparatus. The record is from RefSeq and is a predicted model, not a curated record. Bases 1 to 1008 code for a protein of 335 amino acids. NCBI's taxonomy places the organism in Eukaryota, Viridiplantae, Streptophyta, Magnoliopsida, Poales, Poaceae. The transcript has 5 exons.